UUUGCACAAGAACUGUUAUUUCAUCAACAAUAGCUGCAGCAGUGAAACUACCGUCUUCAAGUCGCAGUUUAACACUCUCUUGGAUAUCGUAGCGGUGAGGAAAGAUUAGAGUUCACUCCACAUGAAAGCAUCUACCUUGCCAUCGGUGAAACAACCCAUCCCACAGUCACCAGACUUCAGUACGAUACGGAGAACAUAGGGAGACGGCUAUCGUAGCGGUGAGAAAACCAUCUUAGACCAAGUGGGUGAUAAAAGGAGGUUUAAGGUCCGUGGCGUGACGGUGGCUGUAUGUCUUGCACCACCCCGCAUGUCUUGGGAACGGGUUAGAGAGUUCCUGCAUAAUGAUAAGGACAGCGUGGUGGUGAGGACGCUAGGAGCACUCCUCUCUUUCGGGAAUGGUACUAAUACCCAGCCUUCUCUCGUCAGGAGCUACGCUGCAAUUACGCAAUACGAGAAGUAUUGUAUACAACUCGGGUAUUUAAGAAGUCACGCGGCGGAGAGAGUGACACUAAAGUCACAAGACGCCACUUCCCCACACUGUGGUGCAACGGCUCGGUUUCGUGAUGUGACUGAGCUGCCUGUCUCGGGUGGGUGCUGGCGGCGAGGGAUUCGUGACAUGACACGGUUCCAGUUACCGUCGAGACCGAUGGCGGUGGCUGGUGGCUGGAGAGAGAGGAGAAAUUGGGGUCAGGUGCAACCUUGCAAUAAUGAGUCGUUGAAUAUGCAGGUGUGGGAUCUCGUCACUUGUGUUUUGCUUCUCGUAAGAGCUUCCGAGGGCCGUUGUCCAUGAGCUUUUCUUCCCAGGGUACGCAGCACAUGCUUGUGCACUUCUCGCACACAGAGAGCGGCGUCAAACGGAGAAUAUCCAGGAAUCUACUCUGUCGUGAGAUUUGAGGCAAUCCCA
This is a messenger RNA of Mytilinidion resinicola, 904 nucleotides long. RefSeq lists its product as uncharacterized. The coding region runs from base 308 to 790 and encodes 160 amino acids. The record is from RefSeq and is a predicted model, not a curated record. Lineage: Eukaryota; Fungi; Ascomycota; Dothideomycetes; Mytilinidiales; Mytilinidiaceae. The transcript has a single exon.